Molecule: messenger RNA, 579 nt
Organism: Malus domestica (apple)
Lineage: Eukaryota; Viridiplantae; Streptophyta; Magnoliopsida; Rosales; Rosaceae
Source: RefSeq, a predicted model, not a curated record
AUGACUGCCCCUACUAUCUCCCUUCCCACCACCUUCAAUAUCUCUCAUACGAUCAACACUCUCAUGGACCGCAACAAUUAUCUUAGUUGGCGAUCUCAAUUUCAGGAUAUUCUUGAAAUUCAUGGUAUGGAAGAUGUCGUGACUAUCAAUUCUAAACCACUGAAGAAGCACAAUGAUGGCUUUGUCAAUCCCCAUUAUUCUAGGGACAAACUCAUUUUCAGUUGGAUCAAGGCUACCUACAUAUCCUCUAUCCGAACUAUUCUAAUCCCUUGCACCUAUGCUUAUGAUGUUUGGACUCUCUUGGAAAAUCGUCUGUCACCUCUCUUCAAGACUCACAUCCGCACUCUUCGUGACCAACUUCGCACUCUUAAGAAAGAUUCGGAGAAGCCCAUGUCUGACUAUCUGGUGCAUGCCAAAAGCCUUGCAGAUUCUCUUAAUACUGCUGGUUCCAGUAUCAGUGAAGAUGACCUCAUUGAAUGCCUUUUAGAUGGCAUUGGUCCUGAAUACAAGGAGUUUACCACCGUUGUUCAUCUUCGCCCUUCUUUCUCAUAUGAUGAUUGUUACGACCUGCUCAUUUAG